AUGGCCAAUGGCAGUAGGAUCGACCGUGGUCGUUUCCUCCGAGACCGAGAGUAUCUGUUACACGCAGUGUGCGCGGAGUUCCAGAAGGUGGAUACAUACCACCGUGGGCUUAUCACCUCGUCGAACUUCGCCAAGGCCUUGGCCAGCCUUGGCCUGCAGUACGGACAGCCCGAGGUGGAUGAUUUACUCCAGUACUGCCAAGUCACUGACGAUGGCUACGUGCAUUACAAGGAGCUCAGUGCGUUCCUGUCCCCACAGCAGCCCCGAGCCAAGCAGAGCAGCUUGAAGCAGACCCUCUACCCAGCAGAGGUGGCUGCUCCGCUGCCGCAGGACCAGCACCACGGUUUCUUCGUGGCGCGAACGGAGGACAUCCGAAAGGUUUAUUCACUCUGGGAGCGUGGCCGCAUCUCGAACGAUCAGUUCAAAGACGGGUUGCAGAGCGCUGGUGCACCCUCUCCGUUGCCAGAAGAGCUCGACCGGCUGCUGGUAACGUACGGACCGGCCCGGUCCUUGCCAUUCAGCAAGCUGAUGUAUGCUCUGCAGAUCGACGCGAACGACGGCCGUCGAGCUCGGAACGUGCUAGGGGUGCCCCCUGCGGUUUUCUCGGAGAGCCGCCGUGCGGGUGCCGCUGGGGGAGCGCCCUCGGAACUGCGUUUUCACGGUUCCUGUCUCGGCCCUCCUUCGUCCACUGCAAGUCUGUGUGACGAGCUGGCGAAUCCGGGCUCCUUGCGCCAGGCGCUCUCGGACUUCGUGGAUGGGUUGAUCCCAGCAGUGACCUUCCGUCUGCAGCUGCAGCGCUUCGGCGUGGCUUUGACGCCGGAGCUGGAGAAGAGGAUCCGCACGCACGAGUCCGACAGCUCCGUUCGCUUCCAGGACUUUGCGCGGCUCCUGCUGCGCCAGGAGUCCCAGCUCGCUCGCGAGUACGACGCGGCGCCUGCGUCCACUCCAGGCACACAGCGGAGUGGUGCCACCACACCCAGGAGUGAUGCGCCGAGCCGCCCUGGAGGUCCUCUUGCGCCAACGGCUGGGGCACCGCGUUCGGCAGCCCCGCGUGGCUACCCGGUGACGCCGCCCUACUACGAGCCAGAAGAGCCGCAGAGGUCGAUUGACACAGAGCUCGCGGGCCGCGCCCCUCCUGGCCCUGCUGUGCUUAAGCCGCCCUACGCCCUCACAGAUGUGGAGCCCGGACAGCGUCCCGGCGAGUCGCAGCCAGCGGCCCGAUUGCGACCUGCAGUCGGAGGUCACGGAGACAUCCUGGGCUGGACUCAGGCGGAGGCGGAGGACCGUGCACCCAGUCGGUCACGGCGAGUGCCAGGGCAAAAAGCACGCCAAGGUGCACCGGCCUCGAGCUUUCUCCAAUGGCCCAUGCAGGUGCAGCAGGAGGCAGUAGAGAGGCCCGGCAGGCGGCUGUACGGUCGAGCUGCCUCCGCCUCUGAGUCGGCGCCCUUUGGCCGCUCCUGUGACGUGAGCAGCGCUGGCGCUGGCUCCGCCAGCGCACGGAAAGCGGGAGCCGCUCCCUUCGGCACUGAUCGGGAUCUCCAGCUUCGGCGCCCCGAAGAUGCAGGCACCGAUGAGUACCGCGCCUCGCUAGGUCUCUGGCGACGCUGA
Messenger RNA from Symbiodinium sp. CCMP2592, 1608 nucleotides. NCBI's taxonomy places the organism in Eukaryota, Dinophyceae, Suessiales, Symbiodiniaceae. The record is from the annotation of a GenBank genome assembly.